This is a messenger RNA of Daucus carota subsp. sativus, 2463 nucleotides long. RefSeq names its product zinc finger CCCH domain-containing protein 22. Gene Ontology annotation, molecular function: metal ion binding; RNA binding. Bases 107 to 2074 code for a protein of 655 amino acids. The record is from RefSeq and is a predicted model, not a curated record. Lineage: Eukaryota; Viridiplantae; Streptophyta; Magnoliopsida; Apiales; Apiaceae. The transcript is spliced from 9 exons.
UGUUUUUAAAACCCUACCUCCCCCACCCCCAUUCACUCUCUCUCACUCUCUCCCCUUUCUCUCUCUGUCUCUCUCUCUUCUCUCUCUUGUAAAGAGGGUAAAAACCAUGGAUAACAAUGAAGCAACGAGUACAGUUUUGUCAAGAAUCAAAAGCUUAGAUCCAGAAAAUGGUAGCAAAAUCGUGGGGUAUCUUCUCAUAAAAGAGAUUGGGGAGAAAGAAAUGAUAAGGCUUGCUUUUGGGCCGGAAAAUCACUUGAUUUCUCUCAUUAAUCAAGUGAAAGCCGAGAUGGCUGCCGCAGCAAACACUCCAUCUGCUUCUCCUUUCAUCCCCAUCGCAAACCCUAACAGGCCCAACCCUUUUGCCCAAUCAUCUCCCAGAAUCAUUGUUCCGAACAAUGGGUUUAUGAGCCCUUCUUCACCUUCAUCUCCUUGGUUUCAUAGCCCUAAACAAGGGGCUUCAGCUUCAUCACUCUCUUAUGCUGCUGUUGUUAAUGGGGCUGCUGGGAACAAUUCUCCCAGCCCUUUUGCUUCUCCUUCAAACCCUUCUUUUGUUUCCCCAUUUUUCCAGAAUGGUGAUGAUGAGGCCUUGUUUCUCGAAGAUGGUGGUAAAAACAUGGACUUUACUGACCCAAUUGUUAGCCCGGGGGGCCGGAGUGAUUCGAUGUUGUUUCCCUUUGGGAAUUGCAGUGAGAAUCACCCCCAAUUUCUUCACAGGAGGAGUGUUUCUGUGAAUGAUGUGUUUCUUGGUCAAUCUGAUGAGAGCAGCAGCAAUGUACUUGGUGGGGGGUUUGGAUGGAAGCCUUGUAUGUAUUUUGCAAAGGGGUUUUGUAAGAAUGGGGGUGGCUGUAAGUUUGUGCAUGGUGGGUUUGGUGGUGAUUCUCCUGAUGGCUCUCCUAAGUUUGAUGGGUUUGAUGAAUUGAUGAGAAUGAAGGCUAUUCAGCAUCAAAGAAUGGCUAUGGCUGCUGGAGCUCCAAUGCCUUUCAAUAACAGGUGUAUGAGCUUGCUCAAUGACAGUCCAAGAUCCGCUGCAGCAGCAGCACUGAUGAUGGGGGAUGACUAUCUUCCAUUUGGUCGUUGCAGACAUGAUAGAAGUGAUUUUGCUGGGUUCGGAUUUAGAGAGCAUCCAAAUUCGAGCUCUCGACAGAUUUACUUGACCUUUCCGGCUGAUAGCACUUUCAAGGAAGAGGAUGUUUCCACCUACUUUAGCACAUUUGGACCGGUGCAAGAUGUGAGAAUUCCUUAUCAGCAGAAAAGAAUGUUUGGAUUUGUCACAUUUGUCUAUCCAGAAACUGUGAAGCAGAUUUUGGCUAAAGGGAACCCUCACUUUGUAUGUGAUUCACGGGUGCUUGUUAAGCCCUACAAGGAGAAGGGCAAACUCCCUGAUAAGAAGCACAUGGAGAUUGAUGACCUUCCAGCAUGUUUUAGCCCAUCUGGGCCCAGCUCAGUGGAGCCAUUUGAUCUUCACUUUGGAAGACGAAUGAUUUACAAUCAAGAGAUGAUGCUGAGGAGGAAGCUGGAGGAGCAGGCUGAACUGCAGCAGGCUAUUGAGUUCCAGGGGAGAAGACUGAUGAAUCUGCAACUCCCCGAAAUGAUGAACCCGCUGCACCGCCAUAUGGCAGUUAUGCAGGUUCCAUUUCCAGCGCCGGGUUACCCACAGAUGAAUCCAGGUCUUGGACAUUCAAUAGAAACAGAAGGUAUCAAUCAAGAGGAGUUAAUUGGUGUAAAUACUGGUAACGAUGAAGCUGUUUCGCCCACCAUGCCUGAUGAUCCUCAGGAUAAUGAAUCAAAUGACAGCAACGGGAAUGGCUGUGACAGUAACAAGGCAAAGGUGCCGAGUGUUAAUGAAUCUGAUCCUCCUGCAAGCAAUUUGGAGCACAUCCUCCCGGAUAGCCUCUUUGCAUCUCCAACAAAGUCUCAGCAGUCUCUUGUGUCCUCCGCCGCUGAAAUGGAUGAUACUAUUCCCUCAACAAGCACUUUGCCGUCUUCUAAUCUUUUUCCAUCUCUAACUCCCGGUCGCACAAUGGCUUCUCUCAGUUCCCGUUUCUCUGAAAUGCCAAGGAAGCCCUUGGUAUGAUGCUGGUGAGCAUGGCUGACAUGGAGGGAUUUGACUUCAGUUUUUGGAGUUUGGAGUGAGACCACAUAGAAUGAAGACAAGGCCUCCAGCUGUAUGGUCAGUCAAAGCUUACAUGACAUGAUAAAGGAAAAAGUACUCUUCCCCAAGGAAAGAUAUCAACUAUACCAUACUAUUUACAAAAAUACAUGAUAUAUGCAUAGAUAAAAGGACUUAGUUUUUAAUGGGAGUGGGGGGUGCCCCCCUCUGUUUAAUUUUACCCCUUCUCUCUUUUGUUAGUGUACUGGACCACACAGAAGGGUUCAGUAACAAAGGAUUAGCACCAGCAGACUUAGCUCUAGUUUUUCUCUUUGAAUGUUAAUACUAGACCUAGUUGAAACUUUUCAAAUUUC